CAUGUCUAAGGAUCAGAUUGAUAUCGAUGUCCAUUUCCAUCAACCGGAAGCUUGUUGGAAAGCUGGUGAACAAAUCGUAGGAGAUGUUGUUGUGCAUUCGAAUACUCAAGUUAAAAUCAAAGCUGUCAAAUUGAAGAUUUACGGUACGGCUCGAGUUUCCUGGAGUGUUCAGAAAUCUUAUACGAAAGCUACUUCAUCUUCGGUUUCCGUGAAGAAUUAUCAAGUACUAGUUGAUCAUGAACUAGUUUUAAGGAAUAGCGAUUCUCAAGAUGGAAUAUUGAGGAUAGGGAAGAACAAAUUUCCAUUUAAAUUUGAUCUAUCGAAAUCCCUACCACCAUCGUUCAAUGGAAAAUGGGGAAAUAUCCAUUAUGUUAUGACAGCUACAGUGGAAAAAGCGUGGAAAAAUAGUAUAAUUAAAGAUAAAGAAUUCACAGUCAACGGAUAUUUCGACCUUAACGACGAGAAUGAAAUAUUGAGACCUGUCGGCUCGAAAAUUGAAUUUGAAGUGAGCAGAUGCUGUUGUAACGUUGGUGCUGUAACUAUAGAAUUUCGGGUUGCCAGAAAGGGUUUCGUAUGCGGCGAGAUAAUUCCAAUUCAUGUAGAGAUAAUUAAUGGAUCAAGUAGGAAGUUGGUAUCGUCGAGGGUAGCACUAAUCCAGACUGUCAAGUAUCGUGCCGACGAUAGAAUCAAAAGAAUAAAUACGGUUAUAUCAUCCUUAUCGAAGGGAGAAACUGGAGCUAGGAAAACGGAAGUAUGGGAAAAUGAAGCUCUUCCUAUUCCUAAAGUACCUGUAUCUACGAAAUGUAAAAACAUUCACAUUCAGUAUUCAGUAGUUUUUACGAUAACGCCCUCUGGAUGGACCGCAUCCGAAAAGGAGAUUGUUGCAAAUAUUGUAAUUGGAAGCGAACCCUUACAAGCUAAUACAGUUCAAAAAUUCCUUAAGGUGUGUGAUAGUCGCCGAUCGAGUGCAAAUACUAGUAGGAAGGGAAGCAUACUUUCAUCAGAGGGUGUAGUUGGUCAUUCGCAACUUCAUGACGCCUUAAGGAGCCUUCCUUUAACAAGAGGAACACUCAGACUGGGCGACGCCCCUUGCCACAGAGAAUUACAGGCUAGAAGAGCUUCUGCAUAUCCAGUUAUUAUGGCGACAGGACCCUCCGGCGAGAGUUCUCAAUUCUUAGUAGUCCAAGAACCUUCCGAGAAUCAGAGAAGGAGAGAUAGAGCGAAGAGUUUAACUAACACCUUAGACGGUUCCAGAAGAUCUAGCUUUGACACGCGAGCAUUGAUGGGACCCGGAACAGUUUUAUAA
Messenger RNA from Dimorphilus gyrociliatus, 1306 nucleotides. The record is from the annotation of a GenBank genome assembly. Lineage: Eukaryota; Metazoa; Annelida; Polychaeta; Dinophilidae.